AUCCCACCAACGGUCGGAAAAUUAGCACAAGAAGCGUAACGUUCCAACCUCUCCAACGAAUCCCGACGUCCUCCUUCCCCUUCACUACUCUCUGCUUCCUCUAGGUUUCCAUCUCCGGCGCCGCUUUCCUCCAGCGAAGCGCGAGCCAUGGAGCCGGCCAUAAUUGACUGGAAGAGGGUUGAGUCGAGGUACGUCCGGGACGAGGCUUACGAGAACAUCAACGCCCCUAUGUGGCUCGACCUCAACGCCCCCGACAGCGUUCCCGUCGACGACGACGCCUGGUUCUGCCGGCCAGGUCAUUGCUCCGACAAAGACUGCAAGCACCCUAAGGCCGCCGAAGAUUUCAAGCUUUCGGCCAUGGCUAGCCCUAAGGCGAAGAUGAUGAGAUCGAGCUCAGAGAGAUUGCCUUUCGGUGAAAGAAACAGCAAUCGCAGAGACGAGAACAAGCUGAAGAGAAGAGGAGGUCUCGUUGCUGCUCCGCUCCUCCCAACGUCUCCACUCAAGCCAAAGGCCUCGAAGGCUUUCAAAGAGGAUCUUGAGAACCAAGACCCGAACCAAUCAACGCCCUCUCGUCUCCCCCGCCCGACAAAGACGCGGAACGCAGCGAAAGAGAUGAUCAAGUCGAGCGCCGGGAAAAAGGUAGAAGAGGAGAGGGAGGAACAGAAGCCAGAGAAGCUACCACCUCGUCUGAAGAGCACGAUGUCGGCCAGGAAUUUGUUCUCCGGGAAGGACCUAUUGAGCCAAAUCUCCGAGUUCUACCACGAGCUCAAGAGAAUGGCGGUCGGAACUAAAACUCUCGUCGGAGAAGAGGCCGAGAAGGAGGUCAACAAUGUAGCUGAAAGCUCUCAACAAGAUAGCAAGCUUCUGAUCCCAAACAAACUGAAGAUUGUGAUAGAGAAAUCAACAUUUCCGAAGGAGGUUAGAGCAAAUCCUCCGACACCACAGCGUUUCCCUUCCCCUCGCGGCGUAAAGAAUGCAAAGGCUAUUGCUAACGGACGAUCCCCUCUCAACAGCAAGCCGGAAAGGAUAGUUCUUCAAGAAGGUUGCAGCAAUGUGCUUAUUGCUGGUGACUCUGGAGGGACUACAACAGAUUUGUUCUGGUUUCUAAAACCGUGUUCUUAUCUGGAGUAGAUUCUUGUUCUUUCAAGACAGAAACAAUUAGUUUCCUUGUCAGAUUUCGCUCUCGCUUCUUGCUGUUCUAUUCAAUUAUUUGUUCUAAAGGAAUAAACAUGUGAGCUGGUGUAACUAGAUAGAAUCUGAAUCAUACAAACGUUUCUUCCA
Messenger RNA from Zingiber officinale, 1281 nucleotides. RefSeq lists its product as uncharacterized. The coding region runs from base 148 to 1131 and encodes 327 amino acids. The transcript is spliced from 6 exons. The record is from RefSeq and is a predicted model, not a curated record. Lineage: Eukaryota; Viridiplantae; Streptophyta; Magnoliopsida; Zingiberales; Zingiberaceae.